AUGUUCUCCACUAACUUUCUACAAGCCAACCCCUUGUGGUCAUACAUCGAGAAAAUGAAUUUCGAUGAAUGCGGAAAGUUCAUCAAGAAUUUUUUGAUGGAACUGCUUGGGGUGGAGCGAUUCGCGAGUCUUCAUCGACGACUUGGUGGGAAGAUUGAUGCGGAGAAUUCCAACAAUUCGUCCCGUCUCUACACAGGAUGCUCGUCAAUGCAAGAGCGACUGAUGGCAAUUAACGAGCUGCCACAAUAUCAUGCCUUUCUGAUCAAGGCAAUUGGCCAAGCAGACACCCAAUACCUGACGAAUAAAUACGAGGAGACGAUCAGCGAUGUCAAUUUGUUCAACUAUUGGAGUGGUCGAUUUGAUGAGGUUAACCUGGCCGUGGAACAUUUGUGGUCUUUGAAGAAAGAUGGACAAUCUCCAUCAGAUGAUCCAUAUCUUCACUUCGAUGUGACAAGACGUGGAGAGAAAAUCGAGAACAAGAGGGGACGAGCUUGGGGUCCAGCUUAUCAACCAACGUCCACAAAAGGCUACCUUUAUAUCAGAAGCGAGCAGUUGACGACCGAAUCAAAAUUUGCCACUUCGGGAAUGGGAAUCGCAAACUUUUUGGAAGAUUUUCUCGGAAAAGAACCAUUGAAGCAACUGAACAAGAAGCUCUCCAAUGAAUUGGAAUCAGAUUGUGAUCGCUGGAAACGGACAAACGAUGAGGCACAAUUGUUCAUACAUCAAUUCCCCAAAACUCUCUUUUCUCCCAGUGAAGUAUCAUGCUCGGAGAUCCACCGUUAUUUGGCUCAUUUGUUUGACGAAACUCUCCUCAAACUUUUCUAUCAACGAAUUGAUGAACUUACCAGCGACAUCUCUCAUUUCAUUCUAUGGACUGAUCGUUUCGAAAGCGUUCACCAAGCUAUACAUCGAAGUAAAACGGAAGCUUUAUCCGAUCUAUCUCGUACCUCCGAGCUGCUCUUUUUUCGUUCGCUAACCAGCUUCUCCGUGGUUUUCUUGGUUUGGAAAUUUUGCUUCUGGAUGAACAGAAAGGAAUCGACGUUGGAUCUGCCAAAAGGGGCGGUAGAGGAUCCACAACGAUAUGUUCUCAACUUUGUCGUCGAUCUUCUCACCGAGGGCCGUGGCAUGGCGAUUUUGAGGGAAACUCGGUGGCUCGGGGGACGAUUGUGCGAAACA
Messenger RNA from Mesorhabditis belari, 1176 nucleotides. The record is from the annotation of a GenBank genome assembly. NCBI's taxonomy places the organism in Eukaryota, Metazoa, Nematoda, Chromadorea, Rhabditida, Rhabditidae.